AUGACGAGGGAGGUGCUCGACGCGCACGUCGCGCUGGCCGCUCUCGCCCACGCAGAGGACGACGAGCACGACGACCGCCGGCGUAGGGCGGCGAUGGCGCAGCUCUGCGUCCGCACCGAGAGCCUCGGCGUCGACCGGAGCGGCCGCCGCUACUGGGCGCUCGACCGGCGCGCAGCUGCGGAGGGAGGAGGGCGCGGGGAGGGCGGGGAGGGCGAAGGUUCCGCUGCCGUGUGGGCGGAGCCGCGCGCGGCGGCGCAAGCUGGCUGGUGGGAGCUGUACCGAGGAUCGGCGUGCGCGCAGCUCGCGAAGUCGCUCGACCCGAGGGGGGUGCGGGAGCGAGCGCUCCAGCUGGAGAUGCGGUCGCGGUUCGGUGUGUGA
Molecule: messenger RNA, 378 nt
Organism: Emiliania huxleyi CCMP1516
Lineage: Eukaryota; Haptophyta; Isochrysidales; Noelaerhabdaceae
Exons: 1
Coding region: 1-378 (125 amino acids)
Source: RefSeq, a predicted model, not a curated record